AUGAUCGCACCGGCUCGCCUGGUGCGUUCCAGCCUGGGCUUAUUAUCAAAUGAUGUUCGAUUCGGGGGUGGAGUAUCGUCGAAAAAAUAUUAUGGUGAAAUAACACCUCAGGGACGAGAAAAUCCAGUUACAGUGAUUGAAUUCAUCAACAGCGAGCAUUAUGUGGUUCAGGGACUUCGGUCAUUUACACUUUACGCAUUUUCCGUGGCAACCACAACUAGGUUUGGUAGCAGCAAACCGAUCACCUGUCAAGAAUAUACAGAACCGUGUACAGUCCCGCAGUCAUUAUCACUGGUGGCAGUGAGUAGUGAGACAGCGACGUUUGCUUGGAAGGCACCAAGGAAAAAUAACGGUCCUGAGAACAGUGCUACUGAAGCGGUGAGCACGAACCUUCCCGAUACUUUAAUGACACCGUUGAUGCUGCAGUUUUCGACAGAUUCGAGCUAUUUGAUUCUAUUCAGUCAAGAACCAGCACCUCAGUUUCAUUUCUGGCAGCGUUAUCGCUGUGGUAGCGCUAAACGAUUCACUAUAACAGAUCUUUCACCGAAUAUCAGGUACCUGCAUUAA
Molecule: messenger RNA, 567 nt
Organism: Gongylonema pulchrum
Lineage: Eukaryota; Metazoa; Nematoda; Chromadorea; Rhabditida; Gongylonematidae
Source: the annotation of a GenBank genome assembly